This is a messenger RNA of Caenorhabditis briggsae, 415 nucleotides long. The transcript is spliced from 2 exons. The annotation marks the transcript as partial. The record is from RefSeq and is a predicted model, not a curated record. Lineage: Eukaryota; Metazoa; Nematoda; Chromadorea; Rhabditida; Rhabditidae.
AUGGCUGAUGUGUGGUUUGUUCUUGUUAUUUUUUUUCUCAUAUUCGUUAUCUGCUUCAAAAUAAAUCAUUUUUCAAAGCUGUAUUCAUUUGAAGUGUACAAAUAUAAUAAAAUUAUGAUAGCUGUAAUUAAAAUGUCGGAAGGAAAAAGACGUCGCUGUCAGUUCUGUUGGGCUAUGGUUCCGUGGAAGGAGUCGACUGUUAUCACUUCGAGCAAAACAGGAAGAGAAAAGUGGAUUGAGGCGUUGGGAGAAGGAUUCAGGAAUCAAUUGGAGAAAGUCGGAACUCGACGAGCCUACAUUUGUCGUUUUCACUUCCCAUCCGGAGAAGUUCAUGGAAGAAGAUCUGUAUAUUCGCUUCCUAGACUCGCUGCUGAUGGUGAUGUUGCUGAUACAUCUAAUUUAGAUUUCUCCGAAG